This is a messenger RNA of Penicillium chermesinum, 1059 nucleotides long. Its product is annotated as F-box domain protein. The transcript has 3 exons. Lineage: Eukaryota; Fungi; Ascomycota; Eurotiomycetes; Eurotiales; Aspergillaceae. Bases 1 to 1059 code for a protein of 352 amino acids. Gene Ontology annotation, molecular function: protein binding. The record is from RefSeq and is a predicted model, not a curated record.
AUGUCUGACUCAGACGUGGAGGCCAUUCUGACCUGUUUCCGCGGUCUCCCUCGAACAGAACGUCGCGCGGUAAUCCAUGGUAUCCUUGACGGGCUGGACUCGUCAGAAUGGAUGAGCGUUAAAGCUCGCACCCGUGAAAGAUCAUAUUGCGAUAUACUAGGAAAACUGCCCAUCGAGCUUGUCGCACUUGUCGCGGGAAACCUCCCGUUAGUGGACAUUAUCAAGAAUCAGAGAGUCUCGCGCCGAUGGAGGCAAAUUCUCUCCUCGGCAGAGGUCAAGGCCGCUGCGAUCAAAGCUGCUUUCGAUCCGGGAGAAAUUACUGUGGACCUGAACAAGCUCAUUCGACAAAGGGUUCGAAUCGAGCGCGGAGACCCUGUUUCCAGAUCCCGAUGCAGAAUAAUGCCACCGGCAGAUGCGCGAAUGAUACACCUUGAUGACAGCCUAUGGAUGGACUGCACUUUCAAUGGCGUCGCAGCAUGGCAUCGCUCCAAUGACCGCACAAUCAUAUCUCUCUUCGAUGCGAAAAAUGGGGAACGUUCCGACUUAUGCUCCGAAAACCGUGAAAGCCUGCACUCUCCUGCUAUGUCAGAAGCAUUGGUGGCCGCGGUCUCAAACCGGGGACAUUGUCAUGUGUGGAGUAUCGUCUCCCAUGAGUACAGAUCCUUUCGCCUACCUUCUGCAUCUUUUACUGACGUGCGAGUCAACGGCUCGAAUGUGAUGGUUGCUGAGAAACCUUCCCGCAACGACAGCAUGGUUAGCUGGGAGUGGGAAUCAGGUAUAGCCGAAACCAGAGCCUUAGACACGGCCGUAUGGUCGGCCAGCAAGACCUCCAAUAUGAUAUGGCCCGACGAAAGAAAAGAUUUGCCACCCAAUGCGCCGUUCUGCCAUUAUAACAAUGUACUGAACGUACUGAGCGCUUCGGAUCGGUCUCGCUUGUCCAAGAAUCUUCCCCAUGGCGAUUGGAAUGAGGGUAGCCGGUUCUUUGGGAAUGAGAACUUUCUUGGCAUCUUCCAUCGGUCUUCAGGUGUCAUGGAGAUUUGGAGAUUCGAUGAAGAGUGA